ACAGUCAUUUGACAUUUGCUAAACUAUUCGUGCACGAAAGUACAAAAUCAAUAUUUGUUGUUUGUUGUUAAAUUGAAAUAAUUCAAAAUUAGGCUACUAUUUCAUUCCAACAGAAUGUCAGAAUUGAAAAGAAGAAACAAAAAUAAAGACUCUGGCGAAAAACCAAGCGAUGAAGUCAAAGAUCCCGAUAAGAAACAGGCCGGUGCUGCAGGAUCAUCAACGAACCAGAGCAUUCCAUUGAGAGUUAUCUCUCGUAUUGUGGUCAUAACAUCACUUCUCGUCGUCGUAUACUUUUCAUCUAAAGACGAUAAAGUUAAGACAUUUGCUAAACAAUCAGAGCUCCUCCCAGGUGUAGGUCGAGUCGUGGAGUGUUCUCCAGAUUAUUUGAAAGAAAUAGACAAUUUCGAGGGUUGCUACCCGAAAGAAUGCAAGAGAUAUGUGAGCGAUAAAGUUAUAUCUGUUCGAGAAGCCGACGACUUGCUGGCCAUCGCCAAAAAAGGAUUCAAACUUGGGGGUUCUUCUGGCGGAGCUUCUAUUUUAGACUUGCAUAGUGGGGCAUUAUCUAAAGGACAAAACUUUGUUAAUAUUUUCAAAUUGGACGAUGCUAAAGAUCUAUUUACUGAAAAUGACUUCAAUACAUUUAGGGUAAUCAAGGAAAAAAUCAAGUACUCUGUAGCACACCAUUUUGGAGUGGAUCCUAGCAAAAUAUAUCUGACAUCUCCAACAUUUUUCUCUGAAAUGACUCCAAAGAAGGCUGUCACUAUUCAUGAUGAGUACUGGCAUCCACAUGUUGACAAGGAAACCUAUAAGUCUUUCCACUACACAACACUGCUUUAUCUCACAGACUAUGGCAUAGAUUUUAAAGGAGGUCGGUUCGUGUUCAUAGACGAUAAGUAUAAUAGCACGGUGGAACCUCGGAAAGCUAGAGUCAGCAUGUUCACUAGUGGUCGAGAAAACUUACAUUAUGUUGAAAAAGUGUCCGCUGGUGUGAGAUAUGCCAUGACUGUCGCCUUUUCCUGUGAUAAAAAAUUUGAAAUUCCUGAUUUAACCAAAUAAAUUGAACAAUGAA
Messenger RNA from Ostrinia nubilalis (European corn borer), 1069 nucleotides. RefSeq names its product 2-oxoglutarate and iron-dependent oxygenase domain-containing protein 3-like. Lineage: Eukaryota; Metazoa; Arthropoda; Insecta; Lepidoptera; Crambidae. The record is from RefSeq and is a predicted model, not a curated record. Gene Ontology annotation, molecular function: iron ion binding; oxidoreductase activity, acting on paired donors, with incorporation or reduction of molecular oxygen; L-ascorbic acid binding. Bases 115 to 1056 code for a protein of 313 amino acids. The transcript is spliced from 4 exons. Gene Ontology annotation, cellular component: membrane.